UUACAAACGUCACUCACUAUUUUCGGGCCAACUCAUCGGUAUUUCUCACCGCAAUAUGUUUGUUUUUCAAUUCGAUUUCUAAUGAAGAUUACUGAAUAUACUGCUUAGUAAUUAAUAGAAAUAAUUAAUUAAGAUGGAGGUACAUUAUCUCGUGCUCCUUUUGAGUAUUUGUUGGCAUGGAAGUGAGGCUAUUAUGUGGACCCUGUCUCCCAACACACAAAAGUGUUUAAAAGAGGAGCUGCACGCCAACGUGUUGGUAGCUGGUGAAUACGAGGUCACGCAGGUGGCCAGCCAGCGAGUCGACUACAUUGUCAAAGACUCAAAAGGUCACAUCCUGUCACAGAAAGAGAACAUCAGUAAAGGAAAGUUCACAUUUGUGACGGAGACAUAUGACAUGUUUGAGGUGUGCUUCAUCUCGAAGGUGCCCCCACAGCACCGUGCGGUGCCACAAGAUGUGGUACUAGACAUCAAAAUUGGUAUUGAGGCUAAGAACUAUGAGGGUAUUGGUGAAGCAGCCAAGCUGAAGCCCAUGGAGCUGGAGCUGAAGCGGCUGGAGGACCUCUCGGAGGCCAUCGUGCAGGACUUCACGCUCAUGAGGAAGCGCGAGGAGGAAAUGAGGGACACUAACGAGUCGACCAACAACCGAGUGUUAUUCUUCAGUGUAUUCUCGAUGGUGUGUCUGCUUGGGUUGGCCACGUGGCAGGUGCUGUACCUACGUCAGUACUUCAAGGCCAAAAAACUCAUUGAAUAGCACCACACUCCGUCUGUUGUGCAUAAAGUCACGCACUGACCCGAUAUUUUAAGGCUGUAUGGAUCUUAUACCUUUGCCUGUGUAAUGUUUAAAAAAAUAUGUAGUAAUCUAUGGUUUCUUGCUAACGAUUUUUCUUUGUUUUGGUUGGUUUCUGUUAUUUGUUAGUCGUUUGUUUUUAUCUGAACAAAUACUUAUUAUACAGUGCAGAUGAUAAUUUUAAGUAGAUCCUAGUUUCAUUUUGCUAGUUCUUUUUUUAUAUUAUAAGAGUUUAUAUUCAAAGUACUUACAUAUUUUUAGCAUUACUGGGCAUUGGUAUAAGAUACUUAUUUAUGUAAUUAGUCCCAUAGUAUGUUUGUGACCAUAAAGUUAUUACAUUAGGAAUCAACUUUCAUCUCAUCGACAUAAAAUUCUACCCACUGUGUGACUUUAUGCAUUAUCAUGUUAGAUCUCGUGAUUUUUGUCAUCGCGUCAUAUAAUUUAACGAUUUAAUAAAAAUAAUUUUGAUUA
Plutella xylostella (diamondback moth) is the source of this 1258-nucleotide messenger RNA. It is a transcript of the gene bai, whose product is annotated as Transmembrane emp24 domain-containing protein bai. Lineage: Eukaryota; Metazoa; Arthropoda; Insecta; Lepidoptera; Plutellidae. The record is from RefSeq and is a predicted model, not a curated record.